CAAACUUUUCAUGUCCGACCCCCUUUUUGUGAUGAUGUUCACAUUUCACACAGCGCUUCAGGUUCACUUCCAAGGGCGAACAGGCAGACCCAUGCCGUAUAAUCGAGCCGAAGCCAAGGACCUAAAAAAAACCAACCGUAUAUACAGCACUACGAAGUAACGGCCACGUGCUUGCCCAGCCUCGAAGGAAACAAAUGGGUUAGGGGUUGGGUUCUUGCAUCGUGCCGUUGCCCGUUCCAGACCUUUGUUGGUUUCCGGAAAGCGCAUUCUUUCUCUUCAUCUUGCUCCAUCCCAUAUUCCUCCUGUGAGCUAAACGCUUUACAAUGCACUCGGCGAGGGGUUUCCUAGCAACUAUCGUCUUCCUGCUUCUCUCUCUAUAUCUUCUAUAUACGGCUUCGCGGCUAUAUCACCAGCCGCCCAGAGAAGAGGCCAACUCGAUAGGACUCGCAAAAGGUGAAGGUGAGGGAGCAGUGGAGACUGCAAAGAAAAGCCAAUGGACACCGGCAUCGACACCCACUGGUCCCACUCCUCAGCCUACGCUAGGGGCGUCUCCCAGUAGUCCAGAUCUGGGUCUAGCAGAAGCCGCUGAGCAUGCCGGUACCGGGACUGCCGCUGCUUCAGCGCCCUCAACGCCCUCAGGGGUCGGCCCACAGACACCGUCUAUUUCAGCGGCGGAAGGACUGGUCGAGCCCAACGACGUGGUCCUCAUUUUGAAGACGGGCUCCAACAACGUCUGGCGCCGUCUCCCACUGCACUUCCUCACGACAUUCGCCAACAACCGCAUCCCCAACUAUGCCAUCUACUCGGAUGCCCACGAGCGUCUCGCACCCGGCAUUGCGACGAUCGACGCCAUCGCCAAUGUCUCGCAGCUUCUCGGACAGCACGACCCGGCGGCUCACCGCAUCUACACCUCCCAACUCGCCCACAUCCGCCCCAACACCUAUCGGGAACAAGCCGGCCUGGCAGGGGACACCACGCCGGACCAGGCCGCCGACGGCAACCCGGAGGGCUGGGUGCUCGACCGCUACAAGUUCCUCCCCAUGCUGCAGCACGCAUACACCGCCUGGCCGGACCGCAAGUGGUAUUUCUACAUCGAGGACGACACGUACCCGUUCUGGUGGAACAUCCGGCAAUUCCUCGCCCGGCACGACCACACCGCGCCGGCGUACUACGGCGCCAUGUCCGGCCCCAGCAACGCGACGUUCGCGCAGGGCGGGUCGGGCAUCGCGUUCACGCACGCCCUGAUGCAGAAGAUGUUCAACAACAACAAUAACACGAGCGAUAGUAGUAAUCAGGCGACACUGGACAAGUACGCCAACCUCACCGCAGCCGAGUGCUGCGGCGACAUCAUCCUCGGCGCCAUCCUCCGCGACUACGGGGCCGAGGUCAACGGGGGCGAGUUCGGCCCCAGCCUGCUCUUCCGGCCCGAGCCGCCGUGGAAGACGCGCUUCGACGUCAGCGUGUGGUGCGAGCCGGUCAUGACGUUCCACCACCUGCACCAGCAAGACCUCGCCCUAUUCUCGGAGCUGGAGGAGGAAUUGCGGGUCGGCGGACCGGGGGAGCCGGGUAGGGAGAAGGUCUUGUUCCGCGACGUCUUUAUGAAGUUUGUGUAUCCCUAUCUCAUCGAGGAGAUCAGGGAGGGGAAGGGGGAGCAGGUCAAGGACUGGGAUAAUCAUGCGGAUCUGUGGCUGCUGCGGGAUGGGCUGCCGGUGCCGACGGAGCUACUAUCCUCGUCAGAAGGGGUGGUGGGUGUUGACGUGGCGGCUGCGGUCAGAAGCUCCGAGGGCUGCAAGGAGGCGUGUCGUAAGGUGGAGAAGUGCUUUUCGUGGAAGCACACGGGCGCAACGUGUUCGCUGGACUCGGGUGUGAAGUUUGGGGCGGCACAACAAGCACCGAUGCAGGGGGAUCAGGCGAAAGCGGUGGUAACGAGUGGAUGGAUGUUGGACAGGUUGAAUGCCACGUUGUUGGCGAACGAGUGUUGGGGUUUCAGGGACUGAAGGGGACAGGAGAUCGGUGUACAGGUCAUGAUCACUGAUAGGUACUUAAUAUCUGUAUAUGUAUACUCGUAGAUUUAAACCACACUGUAGCCUGCGAUUGGUUGCUAAAAGACAGUCCUGGACUUCGAG
Messenger RNA from Chaetomium strumarium, 2126 nucleotides. RefSeq lists its product as uncharacterized. The transcript has a single exon. Bases 324 to 1997 code for a protein of 557 amino acids. Lineage: Eukaryota; Fungi; Ascomycota; Sordariomycetes; Sordariales; Chaetomiaceae. The record is from RefSeq and is a predicted model, not a curated record. Gene Ontology annotation, molecular function: N-acetylgalactosaminide beta-1,3-galactosyltransferase activity.